AUGAGCGAUGAUGGAGAGCAGCUGUUCAGUGCGUGUGAUUCAUCAGAUCCACAAGAGGCGCUGCAGCUGGUGACCAGUUGGGACCAACAACGUGUACGAGAUGCUGCCCAAUACAAAGGUGGUUGGUUUGGCAAUACACCACUGCACGAGGCCUGCUUCAUGGGUCAUGUCAAGGUGGUGGAGAUGCUGUUAAAGCACGGUGCUGAUGCUGAAGCCAAGACCAGCGUCCACCUGUACCACAUGAUGAUGAUGAUGAUGCUGAUGCUGAUGAUGCUGUACCUACCUGAUGGCGAUACAUCACUGCACAGGGCCUGCUAUAAGGGUCAUGUCAAGGUGGCGGAGAUGCUGUUGAAGCACGGUGCUGAUACUGCAGCCAAGAAUAACGGUGGCCAUACACCACUGCACUAUUGCGUUUACGGUCAUGACAAGGUGGCGGAGAUGCUGUUGAAACACGGUGCUGAUACUGAAGCCAAGAACAACGACGGUCAAACGCCGCUCCAACUAGCCUGCGCUGCAAUACAUCCCAGCCGAAAGGUUGUCCAGCAACUCUUGCGUCACGGUGCCAACCCAGAUGCGAGAGAUCUUAGGGGUGCACGACCCUUGGAUCUGCUUCUAGGCAGGGGUCGCAUCAAACUGGAGGUGAUCACAGAGCUACUGGGCGCAACCCAAACGCUUUGCUCCUACCAAACUUCAAAUUCCGAUGAUUUACAAAUCCUUGUUGACUGCGUGGCCGCUCUAACGUCCGCCGCUCAAGCUGCACCUACAAAUUGA
Monosiga brevicollis MX1 is the source of this 771-nucleotide messenger RNA. RefSeq lists its product as uncharacterized. The transcript is spliced from 9 exons. Gene Ontology annotation, cellular component: nucleus. Gene Ontology annotation, molecular function: transcription cis-regulatory region binding; protein binding. Gene Ontology annotation, biological process: positive regulation of transcription by RNA polymerase II. NCBI's taxonomy places the organism in Eukaryota, Choanoflagellata, Craspedida, Salpingoecidae. The record is from RefSeq and is a predicted model, not a curated record. The coding region runs from base 1 to 771 and encodes 256 amino acids.